AUGCGACCGCGUAAGCCCGGGGCGCAUGCGUCUCGCCUCCGUCGCCGCCAAAGUGAGGCAAAGGGCGACCAAGGCGGCAGUGACGGCUGCGCGGUUAGCGGUGAACGCGGCGGAAGCGGUGAGGGGAUGCUCGCGACGGACGCGGCACAACUCAUGGAGCGCAUGCGCCGCCGCUCGGAGGAGCGCCGAAAGGCGGAGGUGCGUGUGGGCGAGCGCGAGGGGUGGAUCAAGUCGCGCUACGCCGACACCGCCGCCGGUGCGCGGUUCGACAAGGAUGACGUUCUGGCGGGCCUCAUCGCGGACACAAAGUCCAGCUUCCUCAAGCUGGACCAGGAGCUCUCGGAGGACCACAGCAUCGCGACGCAGCGGCUGCACGCCGCCGUCUUUGCUCACACCUCGGAUUUCCUGCAGCUCUUCCGUGACGUGAACCGCGCGAGUACGUUGGUGGAGAGUUUAAAGGGCCGCGUGCAGGGAACGAAGGCCGCCAUAUCUGCCAUUAGUAAAUUCAGUGCGUACUUCGCCGGCGCCGAUGACGGCGACAGCCGUGCCGGCUCGGAGACGUUUGGUGUCUCACUGCUUUGCGGUGGCGGCGAGGUCGGCGGCGGCGGCAGUAGUAGCAACAGUAUUGUGAAGGCGCGCGCGCGACCGAGUCUCAUUUCUGUGCGGCUGACGCGAGGUGACACGGCUGUCGCCAAGGCAUACGCCAUCAACGUGCGUGGUGGCAGCAGUUUCAGCGAUGCCAGCACCACGCACUUCAACCACGACGGGGAUGGCAGCGGCGGCGUUGGGGUUGCCGCGGAAGGCGGCGGCGCGGCGGGCAGCGACGAUGCCCGGCAGGUGGUCACAACCCGCUCUUUGAACACACCAUCUGUGCGGCUCUGGCGUGACGCAACCCUGGCGGCCGGGGGCGCGUCUGCCUCGAUGCAGCGGCAUCGUCACCAGCGGUUGGACUUGGAUCGCAACCGCGGGAUGCCGAGCUCGCAAGACAUUGCCCUCUUUGCGGAUGUGCUGCGGGAUGAGGUGGUACAGCUCCUGGCGGGGCGGCGCUACCUUGAGGCGGCGGAGCUGCUGCGCGGCGUGGAGGCGGCGGCCGUUGCCAAGGGUUGUCUCCCACUGAUUCUGCGGCUAGAUGAGAUGCUCGUGGGCGUCAUACGAACCCAGCUGUUGCGUGUACCGAUGCCCCUCAUGUACAGUGAGAGUUUGCAUAUUCCCUUGGUGCAGCUGCUGCUGCGGCUUGGCAGAGUGCACAGAGGGACACGACUCUUCUUCCAACUUCACGCCGCCUGGGUGGAUGCGGAGAUGGAUAAGCUGCAACUUCGCAUGGAUCCAAUGUACGGCGCACUGAUCGCCAGUGACUUCCUCGUUGGGGCGAUGCAAGAGGUGUUGCUGCGCCAGCAGAACUUGUGGAACGCUGCCGGCCUCAAGCACGAAGGGACGCCUCAUGGCGCCGACAAGGAUGAAUGGGGUAGAAAGAAGGCGGAGAAGGCCUUGCACGGCGUCGGUGCUGGCAACAUCAACAACAGCAGCAACAGCAACAGCAACAGCGGCGACGGCGUUGUUCACAGGACUACUGACGGCGGUAAAGGCGGGCCCGGCGGUGCUUCCAAAGUGGCGGCCCAGCCCGGUGUCUUUACAAUGCCGCCGAACUCUGCCGCUGUGCUCUGGGUGCGCGAGCGCGUCGACAAACUCGCGCGGGAGUUGCUGGGAACCAGGGCGCUGAGUUACGGCAUUGGCGCUGAGGGCGGUGACCCGUCGCGGUUUCGCCGCGCCGUGAUGAUGGCGGCGGACGCGAUUCGUACAAUGCGGCGCAUGGACGACUCGGGCUACGCCGGCUGUGACACCCACCUGCUGCGCCUGCUGACCCCGAGCCUCGUUUACCUGCAGGCAGACUUCAGCGUCUGCAUGGACGUUCGGCUUGAAAGCACAGGCAUGGCUAUGGUGGAGCACCUCGUCCGGGACGCGCGGCUGAUGUACGAAACACGCGAGGCCGCCUACAACCCGAAGGCGUGUGAGGAGGCGGCGCGCCGAAACAAUCUCGGGUGCCGCGAGCUGCAGCAACGUCUGCGGCAGCUUCCCCGCACCUCGUAUGCCUUGUUGCUGGAACUCCUCCUUGCCCCGGCCUCCUCGAGCCUCUUCAAGCAACAGGGCUGCGGGGGUGAGGCGUUGCCGCCGCCGCCGCCGCCGCAGCAGCAGCAGCAGCAGCAGCUGAAACAGCUGCUCUCGCCGGAGAAGUACACCUUCCUGCGGUACGCCAACGGCUGCACACACUCCCACGGCCUCCUGCUUUCUUCGCUGAUUCGGUUCGUGGCGGCCAUGACUGGCCAGGAGUCAUUGCCGUUGGAGCGCAUGGAGCAGCAGCUAACGCAGGAGCCGACGGAGGAACUGCAAGAAAAUAAACUGGAAUGCGUCUCCUUUCUCCUUUCCAACGCCCUCGUGCUAGAGUCUCUGGAUAUCACGAUACAGCGGCUUUUGCUUUCGUUUCUGCGAACAACGCUGCGACAGCGACAGGCGUUGGUGUCAUUUCUGCGCUCUGCACCCUUUAUUAACAUGCACCGUCAGCUAUUUGGCGUUGCAUGGAAAUCCGCCGCAGCGCCUCCGUCUGCCUUCACCGCGCGGUGGUUGCUUGAUGCCAUGCAGCUGCUCCUUGCCGAUGUCUUGAGUGCCUCCGUUUGGGUGGCGUUUCUCUCUCGCGGUGGGGCCCUCUCUUACAUGCUGUGCGAUUCGGCCCUGACGUUUCGCUCACAGUACCUGGAGGAGCUGCGUCGUGUGCUGCCGCGCCUCGUGCAGGGGUGGAUGGCCGCCGUACUGAGCCUGGCGCACAACCUCGACGCCGCAGACAACCUCCUCAUUGGGGACGCCGCCGCGCUGCUUCCUCCUUCCGCGGCUGCUGCAGCUUCUGCAGCUUCUGCCGGGGAAAAGGAUGAGGAGGUCGCUGUCGCUGGGUUGCGGAGGGACCGCGCCACCUCAACAGUGACCGCUGUCGCCGCGAGCUACGUGAAAGGGGGCAACGGCGCGUACGAUGCUGCCGCUCAGCUGCUCCAGGCGGCAGCCGUCGAUGAGGCGCGACUGACGCCGUUUUUGCUGAGCCUCGUGCACGACCAAUUCUUGGCGUGCGCCGCGGGGGAAGUGGAGGCAGCGUGGUCCAAGACGCCGCCCCAACCCUCACCCGCCCCAUUGCUGCCUCCGCUUCGUAGUCUGCGUGAGGUGCUUGGCAGCUACCCGCAGUUUCCCACUGGCGGCGACUUUGACCACAACGACGAGUUGUUUCUCUUUCACUGGUGCGCCCAGAUCUCGCUGAACACGAUUGCGUUUUUCCAGGAGCACCUGGUUCUCCCAAGCCACGUUGUGAAUGAGCAGUGGGCGGCACAGCCGCACGGUUCUGCCGCAACGGGGGCGAGCAAGCCAGGGUCUCCGGCAGGCGCGCGGUACCCGCUGCGGGGUUGCGUCUCCCCGCAGGAGGAAUCGGUGCUUGGGGCAUUGGCUGCAGGCGGAGGGAGUUACGUAAGUGGCGCGGCGCUCCUGCAGUUCAUCUUUUUUCGCCUGUUGCGCGACGUGCUCUGCCGCGUCGAGACGUGGAACACCUUGUACGGUCUUCCUCCCGAGCAGUGGCGUCAGUCGGAGAGCGUAUUGAGGCAGCAGAUCUUCUUCUUCGCCCUCCUUGCCCGCAUCUGGUCCCCGCUCUUCGUGGGCGCGGCGGGACCGGCGGCAGAGGGGGGAGCGGUGACGACAAACCGGAACGGCAACAUCGACGGCGCACCAGCGCUGGUGAUUCUGCAGUGGCUGACAUGUGCCGCACAACCGCGGGAAUCUCAAACUGGGCCGCCGUCGCCGUCGCCGUCGCCGUCGCCGUGCGGCUUCGACGUGGAGGGGUUGGCGUUUUCUUCGACAGUUGUGGGCGCGGCGGCCGCAUCGCCGGCCUCGCGGGGGCCCGGCGCGUGGCGGAGUCAGCGCAAGAGCGGCAACCGUGGUGAGGGUGAGGAAGAAACGGUGGGGCGGGACGGCACAGCGACGCCUUUACCCGGUAAAAGCCAAGCCGCCGCUGCACCAUCGCCGGCGGGCGGCAGUGCGAGCACGAGCGGGGAUGCCACGCGGCUUAGCCUGCUGCUGCUUGACGUGAUUGCCUCGUUCUUUGACGCGCUCCAGGAGCCGCGGGCGAUGCCGGCGAUAAACUCCGAGGUCACGCGGACCCGUGUGGAGAAGGUGGUGGCCUCGGUCAACCUGGCUGACUUUGCCUGGAAGGCGGGACUGAGCGGGAGCGACGACGAGGAGGAGGAUGAGUACGAGGACGAGGAGGAGGAGGACGAUGAUGAUUCUAUUGGAAGCAGCGGCAGCGGCGCCGGGUCUCGCACGACAGGGAGCAGCGCGCUGUCGCCGUCUCCACAGACUGCGGCUGCGGCGGAGGAGUCGUCGCGGCCCCGAGUGACGUUGCUGCAUGUACACGACCUCCUCGUCUACUAUUUUGCCCCGCUGCUGUGA
Messenger RNA from Trypanosoma conorhini, 4476 nucleotides. RefSeq lists its product as uncharacterized. Bases 1 to 4476 code for a protein of 1491 amino acids. Lineage: Eukaryota; Euglenozoa; Kinetoplastea; Trypanosomatida; Trypanosomatidae. Gene Ontology annotation, cellular component: nucleus. Gene Ontology annotation, molecular function: DNA binding. Gene Ontology annotation, biological process: regulation of cell population proliferation. The record is from RefSeq and is a predicted model, not a curated record. The transcript has a single exon.